This is a messenger RNA of Vollenhovia emeryi, 1610 nucleotides long. RefSeq lists its product as uncharacterized. The transcript is spliced from 6 exons. The coding region runs from base 117 to 1460 and encodes 447 amino acids. NCBI's taxonomy places the organism in Eukaryota, Metazoa, Arthropoda, Insecta, Hymenoptera, Formicidae. The record is from RefSeq and is a predicted model, not a curated record.
GUGUGCCCAUAUAAACAAGCUCGAAUGCCACCGGCAGAACAGUCUCGCAACCCUUCGUGCACCAUUAGCCCAGUGUGUUUUGCAAGUGUGCGGAAAUCACAGUAUUCUCUAAUAGAAUGCAGUUAUUCGUGAUAACGACAGCGUUACUGCAUAUCUGUCUAUGUGAUCAUGUGGCUAUCAGAAUGCCGUACUUGAAUCCGGCAGGGGUGACAUACGUUAACAACCUUGAGGAGGCACCCCUCGCAUAUACCUCCGCUGCAUCACUACAGCCGGUCGUACCUGCAACUUCCGCACAAAUUGAAACACAUCACGUGGGAUAUGCGAGCGCUCAAGUGCCCGCGGUAGCUGCGGUGUCAUUCGUCAAGCAUGUGCCGACAAUAUCCCAAGUACCGGUUACCACGAUCGAAGCUCAGCCUGGUUUAAUACAAAAGCAGGUUGACGUACUGAAGCCUGCGAUUGCCACUCGGAAGGUUGAGGUACGUCGUCCGGCGAUCCAGAAACACUUUUAUGAUAUUGAAGAACGAGUAAUUAUUCGUCCAGUUGGGUCAGCCGUACUCGAGUUGGACGAACCGACGUCCAAGAUAGAGAAAGGACCAGCCGUGAUCAAAUCUUUAACCAACAACCUACCUCUGGUCUAUCCACACACUUAUGGCAUCUACGAUGCACCAACCGCCAUCUCCCAUAUACCAGCCAUUCACGCGACAUCGUCACCUCUGUUACUUCCUUCAUCGACACCUGCAUCAAUCACUUCUGCUUCCAACAACUUGGAGAACGAAUCUAUUAUAGUUGAAAACCCUGAUUUUCGUUCUGUCAAUCAAGCGCACCUUCCUCAACUUCGCACUUCUAAACCUCGUGUAAUCGCUGAAUCACCGGAUGGUACAUCUAUUGAUGUGCCUAUCGCGCGAUUUGCCGCUCACGAUCCUUCUCCAACUGUGAUACCUAGUCAAAAAAUCAGUGCCGAAAAUAGUAAAAUCAAUCAAAAUAGAUUGAUAGAAUUCCUAACUGCCCGCGGGGGUGUCGCCGAGCUGUGGAUAUAUCAUAUUUAUAAUUCUCUACUACCACGUGUACGUAUAAAAUACUUGCGCAGCUAUCACGUGAUGCAAUUGGGUUUUAGUCGCGACGAUACAACUGGAACGUUGAUCGAAGAUGCCGGUCACGUUCGAGCACGUAUCCUCUCUGCGACGCCAGUUUCGAAAGAGGCGGAACCAACCGGAGAACGCGUUUCCACACGCCGUGUCGUCGUUAGCAGACCGAUCGAAACUUUUCAAGAAUAUGAUAUCCUGGAGCCUGCCACGAAAAUCGAAACAGUUUCCGUACAACACCCGACGUUGAUCAAGACUGCUCGUGUGGAUCAUGUGCAAGUGCACGGAUCCGUACCAAUCAUUGGGAAGGCCUUUACACCCGCAGUGGCUCAUGCAGCAGUUCCUGUUUAUCAGAAAACUAUCUCUUCGACGUUUUAGUACACGUUUCAUGAUGAAAAAAAUUUAUCUGUUGUAAUGAUGAUUUUAUGGCGAAUAUAAUACUUUUCGCUACAAGAGAAUUAAGAGACAAAAACAUUGAUACAGAGAAAUAAGUAUCCAAGAUUUCUUUAAUUGUAAAAGUAAUAAAAA